Molecule: messenger RNA, 2682 nt
Organism: Fulvia fulva
Lineage: Eukaryota; Fungi; Ascomycota; Dothideomycetes; Mycosphaerellales; Mycosphaerellaceae
Exons: 1
Coding region: 1-2682 (893 amino acids)
Biological process (GO): positive regulation of transcription by RNA polymerase II
Cellular component (GO): nucleus
Molecular function (GO): zinc ion binding; DNA-binding transcription factor activity, RNA polymerase II-specific; transcription cis-regulatory region binding
Source: RefSeq, a predicted model, not a curated record
AUGGCAUCCGCAACCGCCAGUCGCACCCAGCAGCCGCCCAGGAAGAGACGACGCAAGACGGCAGCAGGAGCCGCAGACGACUGCUUCAGUUGCUCCAAGCGAGGCAUCAUAUGUGAUCGAAAGCGACCCUACUGUGGGCCGUGCAUUGGAGAGGGCCAGAUAUGCUCCGGAUACCCAACGCAGUUGACGUGGAUCGUGGGAGUUGCCAGUCGAGGCAAGUUCCGUGGCCUGUCGUGUCCCGUCGCCAAUGGAGCAGACAAUGUGGUGCCGGAUGAACCACGCAGAAGAAAGAGCCCGACCAGCGUCAAGGUCAAGGUAGAGGCUGCCAUCGAUCCGGUCGUGAUCGAGAGCUCGAAAGUGCAGCCACUGCAAGAGCAGCAACAACAACAGCAGCAACAACAGCAGCAACAACAGCAGCAACAACAGCAGCAACAACAGCAGCAACAACAGCAGCAACAACAGCAGCAACAACAGCAGCAACAACAGCAGCAACAACAGCAGCAACAACAGCAGCAACAGCAGCAGCAACAACAGCAGCAACAACAGCAGCAACAACAGCAGCAACGCUUUCCAGCGCCGACAUCUGCACCCUUGCAUGCACAAUACCAUCAGCAGGGCGUGCCCGAUAUCCCUCCCGCUCCUCAUGGAUGGCAGAUACCGACCUUCGAAGGACAUUCGACCCCUCCUCCGGGCAGAGAACAUAGGCCAUCGUUCCUGAGGCAUCACUCGUUGCAGCACAUACACACAGCGUUUGGACCACAGUACGAUGCUCGAUUAGCUCCCAGUUCUGGUAGUCCGACGGGCUCGUAUACAGACAACGAGUUCCAUUCUCCGUUGGAAUAUCCCCAAACACCAGGCUCUGUCACGUUCUCGGAACCAUUCUCGCAGUCAGCGCCGAUAUCUUACACUAGCCAGCCUCUCAACAGCUCGAUCGAUUCAUAUGCUGAUGCGCUGAGCUCCAGCAUCGACUCGUUGCAAAGCCGAGCGACAUAUGAGAGCAACGCCAUUUCAGAGACCCCCGGGACUGAUUUGGUGCAAUUUGGUCCAGGGCCCGAUGAGAUCCUCUUCAGCCCAGGUUAUGACAUGAACCUGAACUUCAACCCAUUCGAUCAGCUCGAGGGCAUACCAGAAGACGACAGUGAACUUGAACAGAAGACCCUUUCAAUCCUAGAUCCUCGAUUCAGCAGUCCCUUCUUCACCUUCACGCCACGGAUGCAAUCGCUGAUGGAAUAUUACGAUCGCCACGUGUGUCCGUUUCUUGUAGCUUUUGACAGCUCCGAGAAUCCUUACAGAAAGCAUGUUCUUCAACUUGCAAUACACAACGAAGGACUUCAGAACGCAGUCGCUGCUCUUGCGACCAACAACCUACGCAUGCGGAAACAACAGCCGCCACGGCAGAUGGGAUUUGUUGAGGAGCUCACGGAUGCAUUUGAUGCUAGCGCGAAGCCGAUCAAUGCCAACGAGCCUACAGCAGAGGAAACUUGCUACAAGCAAAUGUCAAUUGAUCAGCUCAACAUGCAGCUCACCGACAGCCGGGCUGCUCAGGAUGAUUCGGUAUUGGCGACGCUUCUUAUCCUCUGCCUCUUCCAUGUGUGUGACUCUGGCUUCAGCAAGUUCAAGACCCAGCUUGCCGGCGUACAGAAGCUACUCUCGCUUCGCCGUCCGAAUGGUCAGUCGGACUUCACUCGCUGGGUUGAGAUGUUCUUCAUGUGGUUUGACGUAAUGACAAGCGCUGUCAACGACCGGGAGAUGCAGAUCAAGGGCGAAUCACUCGAUAUGCUGGACUACUCUGCGGGUCUUGGCGCUUUAGAGCAGUUUUCGGGUUGUGAUGGCAGACUGUUCAAGCUCAUUGCGCGGCUGGGCCGCCUCAAUCUGCUCGCUCAAGGCCGACCAGUCAAAAUGCAGGAGAGAGGUGUCGAUCGAAUACCGCGACCCCCAGUAUCACUGAAGGCAAAGAGGCAGGCUCCUCGCUCCAUGUCGGCAGCUGACUACGAGCAAAUCGAUGGCAAUGGCUGGGGUACACCAAUCCUUUCUUCCGAUGACGAUAACGACAAUCCCACUAACGAUAACACGAACACAACAAAUACCGACGACAGACGCGAGUUCUGGAGCGAGUGGAAUGACAUUCGCUCCAGACUACAGAUGUGGCAGAUGGACACAGCCUUCAACUCCACAGCACAUACCUCCACCACUGGACCUGAGAUCGACUUGGGCCAACGCGAUAUGCUACACAUUAACGAAAGCUUCCGCUACUCGGCUCUGCUCUACACAGAGCGACUUGGUCACCCAGUUCUUCCAAGUUCCCACCCUAACUUUCAGAAAUACGUCUCGAAAGCACUGUACCACAUCACGUCCCUUGAGAUCACCAGCUGUGUCAACAAGUUUUUGCUAUGGCCUCUGUUCUUGGUCGGUAGUGAGUGUGUCGACGAGGCACACCGCAACAUCAUCAGAGCACGAUGCGUCGAAGUGCAGCAAGAAAGUGGCUUCUACAAUAAUCUGUCCGGUUUAGAAGUUCUCGAAAAGGUGUGGCGUGAAGUGGGCAAUAACGUCCAAGGGAUGGAAGCUGCAGAAGUCAAGGCUCGCAGGCGAGACUCUGAAGCUGGGAGGACUGGGCGGUACGGACAGGCGUUCCGAUGGCGAAAAGCUAUGGACCGUGCGGACGGGGAGUACAUACUCAUAUAA